UUCUCCUCCGUUCUUCAGUUUUAGGCUCUCUCGCUUUCUCUCUCUUCAACUACCUCACCCACCUCCCUAAGAGAGAGAGAGUCUCUCACCUCGAAUUCGCCACCACCAAAUUCUCAACCUCUACAGAUUGGUCAGUCGAUCGAUUGUGUUUUUCCGGUGGCCGGAAUCUGGAAUAUUGCUGUCUCUCCCUCUCUCUUGGAAUUAUCGAAUUGCUUGGUUAGGUAAAAUUUGGUUGAAUUUUUUAGAGUAAUGGAGUCUUCGUCAUCUACUAGCUCCAUGAAACUGUCGCCGUUGGAUCUGAUGACCGCGAUCAUCAAAGGUGCGAAGGUGGACCCCUCGAAUAUGUCGUCGGAUUCCACCGUUGCUGAGGUUGCUUCGUUGAUAAUGGAGAAUCGUGAGCUCGUCACAAUCUUGACCACCUCUGUUGCUGUACUGAUUGGAUGCUUUGUAGUUCUUAUGUGGCGGCGAUCCAGUGGUCAGAAAUCCAAGGUGUUGGAGCCUCCUAAGCCUUUGGUUGUUAGAGAGCCUGAGGUUGAAGUUGAUGAUGGUAAGAAGAAGGUUACCAUCUUCUUUGGAACGCAGACUGGAACCGCUGAAGGUUUUGCUAAGGCUUUGGCGGAGGAGGCAAAGGUUCGGUAUGAAAAGGCCGUUUUUAGAGUUGUGGAUAUGGAUGAUUAUGCGGCUGAUGACGAAGAAUAUGAGGAGAAAUUGAAGAAAGAGAGUAUUGCAUUCUUCUUCUUGGCCACAUAUGGUGAUGGUGAGCCAACCGAUAACGCUGCAAGGUUUUACAAAUGGUUCUCAGAGGGUAAUGAGAGAGGGGAAUGGCUUCAGAAUCUGAAGUACGGAGUAUUUGGUCUGGGUAACAGGCAGUAUGAACAUUUCAAUAAGGUGGCCAAGGUAGUGGAUGAUAUCUUUGUAGAGCAGGGUGCAAAGCGCCUUGUCCCAGUGGGUCUUGGAGAUGAUGACCAAUGCAUUGAGGAUGACUUCACUGCUUGGAGAGAAUUGGUAUGGCCAGAAUUGGACCAGUUGCUUAGAGAUGAGGAUGAUGCAACUGUUUCUACCCCUUACACUGCUGCUGUAUUAGAAUACCGUGUAGUUUUUCAUGACCCCGCUGAUGCAUCACUUGAGAAGAAGAGCUGGGCUAAUGCAAAUGGGCACGCUGUUUAUGAUGCUCAACAUCCAUGCAGGGCUAAUGUGGCUGUUAGAAAGGAGCUUCAUACUCCUGAAUCUGAUCGUUCUUGCACUCACCUGGAGUUCGAGAUUUCUGGCACUGGGCUUUCCUAUGAAACAGGGGACCAUGUUGGUGUCUACUGUGAAAAUCUUCCUGAAGUUGUAGAAGAGGCUCUCAACUUAUUGGGCUUGUCUCCUGAAACAUACUUCUCCGUCCAUACCGAUAAAGAAGAUGGAACAUCUCUAGGAAAUUCUUUACCACCUCCUUUCCCUCCCUGCACCGUAAGAACUGCACUGACGCAGUAUGCAGAUCUUUUAAGUUCUCCCAAAAAGUCUGCCUUGCUUGCUUUAGCAGCCCAUGCUUCUAACCCAGCUGAAGCUGAUAGAUUAAGACAUCUUUCAUCCCCUGCUGGAAAGGAUGAAUAUUCACAAUGGGUGGUUGCAAGUCAGAGAAGCCUCCUUGAGAUCAUGGCCGAAUUUCCUUCAGCCAAGCCCCCACUUGGUGUAUUCUUUGCAGCAGUGGCCCCACGCUUGCUGCCUCGAUACUAUUCAAUCUCUUCAUCUCCAAGAAUGGCUCCAUCUAGAGUUCAUGUUACUUGUGCAUUAGUAUAUGAGAAAACACCAGCUGGACGUAUUCACAAAGGAGUGUGCUCUACUUGGAUGAAGAAUGCUGUGCCUGCUGAGAAAAGUGAUGAUUGCAGUUGGGCACCUAUUUUUAUUAGACAGUCGAACUUCAAGCUUCCUGCUGAUCCGAAAGUACCUAUAAUCAUGAUUGGCCCUGGCACUGGAUUGGCUCCUUUCAGAGGUUUCCUGCAGGAAAGAUUGGCUCUUAAAGAAUCUGGAGCAGAUAUGGGACCCUCAGUAUUGUUCUUCGGAUGCAGAAACCGUAGAUUGGACUACAUUUAUGAAGAAGAGCUGAGCAACUUUGUAGAAACUGGCGCACUUUCUGAACUAGUGGUUGCAUUCUCACGGGAGGGACCUACUAAGGAAUACGUGCAGCAUAAAAUGAUGCAAAAGGCUGCAGACAUCUGGAACAUGAUAUCCGAAGGAGCUUAUGUAUAUGUUUGUGGUGACGCCAAGGGCAUGGCUCGUGACGUUCACCGAACUCUUCACACCAUUGCUCAGGAACAGGGAUCUCUGGACAGCUCGAAAGCUGAGAGCUUGGUGAAAAAUCUGCAAAUGAAUGGCAGGUAUCUGCGUGAUGUGUGGUAACCAUAAAACCUUAAAAAGGGAAUGAAAUACAAGGGUUUAAAAUACAAUAUUAAAUGCAUAAAAAGAUUGGCCAAACCAAAAGCCAAGUUGGUGUAGUACGUAUAUGAGGGCUUUAUUAUAAUCAUGAUGAAGCCUUCCAUUUUGUGCUCUUUGAAAUGGGCAAAAUAGCUCCUGUUGAGGUCGUAUAGCACUCUCGGUCCUCUGGUGAUUCUUUUAACUCUUCGAAUGUGAAAUUUUUUUGUUCUUGUAAUUUAUAUAUAAUACAAACACAAUAAUUAUGGGCUAGGCAUAGUCUUUUUCUUUUUCUUAUUUUUUUUAUUUUUAUUAUUAUGGACUUUAAAUUUUCCCCUGUAUUAUGAACCACAAAAUAUGGUUCAAAAUGGCAGAUUAUUAAUGGUCUUGUUUUUCUAUUUUGUAAUUUCUUCACAUGGAUGUAUUAUAUUCAAGUUUGUUAAUUCUCUUA
Molecule: messenger RNA, 2845 nt
Organism: Humulus lupulus (European hop)
Lineage: Eukaryota; Viridiplantae; Streptophyta; Magnoliopsida; Rosales; Cannabaceae
Product: NADPH--cytochrome P450 reductase
Exons: 18
Coding region: 250-2382 (710 amino acids)
Cellular component (GO): cytosol
Molecular function (GO): NADPH-hemoprotein reductase activity; flavin adenine dinucleotide binding; FMN binding
Source: RefSeq, a predicted model, not a curated record